Hyaloscypha bicolor E is the source of this 4608-nucleotide messenger RNA. RefSeq lists its product as uncharacterized. The record is from RefSeq and is a predicted model, not a curated record. Gene Ontology annotation, molecular function: protein binding. Lineage: Eukaryota; Fungi; Ascomycota; Leotiomycetes; Helotiales; Hyaloscyphaceae. The transcript is spliced from 4 exons. Bases 75 to 4349 code for a protein of 1424 amino acids. Gene Ontology annotation, cellular component: plasma membrane; endoplasmic reticulum; cytoplasm.
UUCGACUUCAGAACGGCAAUAGGUCACGAUGCCUCGCUGAUCUCGCUGAAACGAAUUCUCCAUCAUUCAUUGAUAUGGCCGAGGCUGCUACUCAACCUGCUCUGCAGCAGGUUGGCAGACCUCUAAGCUUGAUACCUGUUGGGCUCAAAGAAGCAGCACUCGAUUCGCCAACCUUUAGAGCGACUGCCGUCCACUUUUCGGAUCAAGUGGAGAUCAUCGAGAGAUGGCUCGAUGCAUACGUUAAAUCUAUAUCAAAACUCGUCCACGAUGUCUCUUCCCUUGAGGAGACGUUCAAUUCAUUCCUUCUUCGAUCCGUCCCGCCUGCCAAUGUCUCAGAAGCCGUCCUCGAUCAUGACUAUACCCUGUUGGCAAUGAAGAAUUUCGGCGAAGGUUCUCGGGAAUGGUGGUCGCAGGCCAUAUCAGGGAUGAAGAAGAUGGAUCCCAAUGUCGUCGAGCCCAUCAAGUCCUUCAUGGCUGGAGAGCUUCGGAACUUCAAAGACGCUCGACGAUAUCUGGAGCAAUCGCAAAAGACGUUUGACAACACUUUGGCAAGAUAUGUAAGCCAAUCGAAGACAAAAGAGCCAUCUUCACUCCGAGAAGACGCUUUCCAGGUUCACGAAACUCGAAAAGCGUACCUCAAAGCCUCCUUGGAUUUCUGUCUCCUGGCACCCCAAUUGCGUUAUACCAUUGACAAACUCUUGGUACGGGUUUCUUCGGAUCAAUGGCGAGAGAUGCGGCGUUCGCGAGAGAAUGGUGGAGCCAAUUUCGCAAAGUGGGGGACUGAAAUUGAUCGUGUUCGAGGCUGGAGUAAAGAAAUGGAAGCUGGUGAAAGUGUUUUUCGGCGUGAACUACAAAUUGCCAGGCGAGAGAUAGCGGACACAGCAUCUCAAGCUUCUAAGCCCUCCCGGGAGCUGGAAGAUUAUAAUCUUUCUACUGUCGCUUUUCUCGGUUCCAAGGGUCCCUCAACUGUCAACAUCCAGGCACAAGGAAAAGAUGGCGAGCGGUCAGAGAAGCAAGGAUGGCUUUUCCUCCGAACCAUUUCUGGGAAACCAGCAAGGACAGCAUGGGUUCGGCGAUGGUUCUAUGUUAAAAAUGGUAUAUUCGGAUGGCUUGUCCAAGGUGCCCAAUCCGGCGGGGUUGAAGAGAGCGAGAAAAUCGGCGUGCUGUUGUGCAAUGUGAAGCCUGCAGUGCAAGAAGAGCGUCGGUUUUGCUUCGAAGUCAAGACCAAAAACCAGACGAUUUUGGUCCAAUCCGAGACCCAAACACAACUCAUGGAAUGGUUGGAAACUUUUGAGGUUGCAAAGAACAAAGCCCUCCAGGCCAGUGCGAACGACAACUUCUCUUACCCUGGUGGAGUUGAUCCUGCAUUUGCCAUAACCCCACCAUCAAUUCCAGAGUUCGCAGUCAAAUCUCUGGAUGGUAAUGUUGGGCAUGAUGAUCUACCUGCUGGUACCUUUGACAGGACGGGCACACUCCCGGUUCCUAGUCCCGACAUUGGUAACUUGGCUUCUCGAAGUAGCUUCGAUGUCACUGCUCCUCGCCGGUCUGUUACUACCAGAGAGGAAGGGGAAAGUAGUAGGGAUCAUGCGGCCAGGAUCAUGCAAAAGUUGGACCUGCAUCGCAAAUCCACGGUCGCACAAUUCGAUGUGCCACCUACUCCUGCCCCAGCAGCAGCCGGUGGCAUUGCCAGUUUGAUAUCCGCAAGUCACAACAUCCUCCCAGUGUAUUCAACGCCCGCAAUCACUCAAGUUGGGCCGAAUGUCGUCUCAAAACCUCAAGUAUCACCACCACAGCAGCUGGAAACCCAUACCAGCACAUUAGCUCCUGCUACUCUAGCCAACCCACCAGCGCCAACCAACUUGAGCAAAUCAGCUGUCAUCGUAAGUGGUGAACGUGGUAUCGGAAUUGGUCGAAGUGAUGCUACUGGAGGCAUGCCAAGUGGAAUUAUGGCGAACCUUUGGGGCAGCAGUAACUGGGGCUAUAUCAACCGUCUCGAAAAAGGAGAGAUCAAGCCGCCGGUGAACCGGUCGAUCCCAGCAAGUCCCAAUAUAAGGCCACUCGAUCCAUCACCGAGAAUUGGUGGGGACGAAAAUCGUAAGCCUGACACUGGACUUUCCGACCUUGUCCAGUCCUCGAUCAGUACGUCGACUGAUCCAGUUGCAAAUCCAGCCCCUUCUUCUGCCACACAUCGGAAGGCCAUUAGUGUCGACGCAGAAGCGUCGCGCUCACACAGCCAAUUCGCUCCGAAACCAGAAAUCUUCCCCGCCAAUUAUCCCCUCGAGCUGAAGACGCAAGAGGCCCAGUUUCGAAUGCUAUUUCCCAAUGUUCCACGAGAAGACAAAGUUUUACUUGUUUUCCGAGCCACUUGGAAUCCGAACGAGCAACAAGAGUUUCCUGGUAGGGUCUAUGUGACGCAGCAUGACAUAUACUUCUACAGUCAUCAUUUAGGACUCGUGUUAAUUUCGGGGGUCAGCAUGGACAGCAUUAGUGAAGUCACCGCCGCUCCUGGCAAGGAUUGCGAUUUCAUCUUCCUCCACCUUCGCGAAGACGCCACCAAAGCAGGCUUCACCAGAAUUACGAUCAAGACUUUCUUGGAACCCCUACGACUACUUCAAUCACGGCUGAAUUAUUUGAUCGAUAUCUCUCAAGCAGAAGAGCCAAUGAACCUCGAAAACAUAAUGGCAGCUCUUAUCAAGAAGGAACAUGAUGAUCCCACAAGAAGUCCAAGUAUGGAAAGCUGGGAGGAUGUUUCGGUCAAUACUCCAAUAGAUGAUGGUACUUUGUCUGGACGAACUCGCAAGGAUCGAGACCUGAGAGCGAUGAUUCACGUUGAGCGAGGACUUCACCUGGGAAAAGCGAGCAAAGAAGUUACGAAAUUUCAGCUUCCAUCGCAUCCAGUUAUUUACGAACCACAAGGAAUGCAACGCAAAGCGGUUGAGAGGCAGUUUGAGUUAAGCCCAAAGGCUCUCUUUCACGUCAUGUUCGGAGAUAAAAGCGCCGUUUUUCAGCUCUUGUACCAUGAGCGCCGUGCGCAACGAAUUGCCCAAGGACCUUGGGUGCCGCUUGAGGGCAGUCAUAUGCGACGAGACUUUGAGUUUCAAAUCGAUUAUGUUGACAUGUUCCGUCGUGCUCGACAAGCGAACGUUGUUGACUACCAGGUCAUUGACGUUAUGAACGAUCAUAUAUGCUAUGUAGUCACUGACUUCAAAACGCCCUGGCAUCUCCCACAUCACAAGGAUUUCAUGCUUGUCUCGAAGAUUGUCAUCACAUUCAUCGCGAAGUCCAAGUGUAAACUGGCAAUCUAUACCAAGGUUGACUGGUCAAAAACGCCAACCUUUUCCAAAGGUCUGGUUGAAAGGCAGGCACUUGACGACUCAAGUCUUGACGCAGCAGACUUGGCGGAUGUUAUUGCAGACCAGGUGCGCAAAUUAGGACCGCAAAGCCGGACCAAGAAGGCGAUCCAUAUUUUUGGAUACGUUGGUCAGCAAACAUCAGUGUCAUUGUUCUCGGCUGCGGAUUUGAGCCAUUCAAAACGACCACAAAUCAAGCAGCGAACUCUUACCAACAUGUUUUUGGAGACCAUAGGCUCAUUCGGUGAAAGCGCGAUUACAUCUGUUAUGAUGUGGACGUUUGCAGUAUUGCGAUCAAUCUGGAAAGUAUCAAGCGCCCACAGUAUUAUUUUGAUAGCACUUCUCCUGAGUAUCCUGACGAAUGCCUUCUUUACUUCACGAGAUACUUCAGAGUGGUGGUCUGAGCGCAACGCCGCAAAAUUCAUGGCCAGAGUUGGCGUGGGCCCUAAUCCAAUGAUGUCGAAGGCGAUCUACCUAAAAGAUUUAGACGAUGUUUUGAGGUCGGUACCAACUGACCUGGUUGCACGAGGGGGGAGCAAAUGCUACGAGCAAUUCCGAGACAUUGCGAAUAUCACGGACUUAGACAUGCCUUAUCAAACAGCUGGGACAGCCUUUUCAGAAACUGCGACUCGCUCCACUGCGAAGCGGUUACGAAGGACCCGACAGCACUUAGGUUCCUACCGUCACGAUCUGAUGGUUGCCAUGCGAGUUGUGAAUAACGUUGAGCAGGAGAUGAUGAGAGCUGAAUGGGAGAAUUGGCUCCUUGAUGAGAAUGCAAGGUGUAAACAGGUCCAGCUGAUUUUACGAGAGCACCGAACGAGUCCCUCACCAAAUAAGAAAACCAAGGGUACGGAUUCGCAGAAGAUUUUGGAAGCUAAAGAGCGAGAGAGGAAAGAAAAGUUGGAUGAGCUGAGGAGAUGGCAAGAGGAGUAUUGCGGCAGCUGUAAGAUGGAACAGGAAAUGCUCGUCAAAGGAAGGAAGCGUUUGUCCUUUGGAUGAUCCGUUCGUACGAAUGACGGCAAGGAUGUUUUGAGCGAGGUGUUUGGUUAUAUGGAUCUGGGACUCAUCUUUAAGUUGGCAUGCAUAUAUGUCGAGCGUGUUGACAAACUUGUAUGAAUAGCGGGUGAGGGACGCCCGUUAGUUACAAGAGCUGUUCAGUCGGCAGUUCAUGGAGCUACACUAAUCAGACGGCAUUUUUUCAGAACUCCAUCCUUCUAUCGGAUACGAGAAUUCAAAACGUAUAAAAGAAAAACUGAAC